UGUUUCUUUAUUACUCUCACUCUCUCAGACGAGUUUAAUAAGAAAUAGGCAUAAAACUCAACCUUGUCGUCGCCGUCGUAUCCUUCUCCGGCAGAACAAUCACGCACUCCGGCAAGUCCGAUGGAAAGAGGAAGAAACAUGGAACCGCUCCCAACUGAUCUGAUCCUGGAGAUAUUUACGAGAUUACCGUCGAAGUCAGUCGCUAGGUUUCGUACCCUGUCGAAGCACUGGGCGUCUACGCUUCGCAGCCCGGAUUUCAAGAAGCAGUUCCUGGCCAGGUCCUCGGCUCGUCCUCGACUCUUGUUUGCGGUCGAACGAUAUCAAUAUAACGAGUGGUUCUUCUUCUUGUCGCCUCAGCCACAGAACCGCCGGUAUGAGAAGUCGCUUCCUUUAGAUUAUCAUACCAAGUUCAGAGGAGACGUAAGCCGAUACAUUUGUAGCUAUGCCUCAGGUUUGAUCUAUUUCCCUUUUGUACGAAUCAUUGAGGAGGAGGCACCUUUGAUUUGUAACCCUAUCACCGGAAUGUAUGAGGUCUUAGCAGUCAGGAAGUACAGCAGGUCUCGAGGCUUUUUAGGAUUUGAUACCAUUGAUAAGCAAUUCAAGGUUUUGGAUUUUUAUAGCAUUCUAACAGUAGGAGGAUCUGGAGAAGUCAACUGGAGGACUCAGAAUGUCUCUUGUGAUCUGUGGUAUCAUCGUUGUUCGACUGCAGGGAUAUGCAUCAAUGGGGUUUUGUAUUACUUAGCUAAAACAUUUAUUGAACCAUCUUUUGUGGUAGUUCGCUUUGAUGUUAAGUCUGAGGAGUUCGAGUUUAUUGACGCAGCAUGCCUUAAUGAUCAUCUAGAACAUCCUAGUGAACUGAGUUUGGUCAACUUUAAGGGUAAAUUAGGUAUGAUUAGUUGCAAUGUUGCUGAUGCUUGUGGAAGACGUACCGUUGAGUUGUGUAUGUGGGUUCUAGAGGAUGUUGAAACACAAGAAUGGGUGAAAUAUGUCUACACUCUGCCACAUAAUGAAAUCCUUGGUUCCUGCGAAUUUAAAGUUGCUGGAGUGACUGUUACUGGUGAUAUUGUUUUGUGUAUGAAACAUACAUGUAAGCCGUACUAUGUGUUCUACUUCAACCCUGAAAAGAACACUCUCCAAAGUGUUGAAAUCCAUGGUUUUGGCGCUGAGCUUGAAUCGGUUGAGGAUCGUGGUGAAGUUUAUGCCUUUGUAGACCAUGUCGAGGAUCUUAGCGUUGACGAUGGACUGCAACUCAAGUCAAGCGUUUCUCAUAUCAAGACUCUCUGCUCCUGCUGUAAAAAGGUAGUGCAGCAUAACAACAUCGAGGAAAAGGUAUGAUGUAUGAUAAUGGUAUGAGUAGGGAGAAGAAAUGAAAGAGACAUCAAUGAAGAUGAAGUGAAAAAGAAAAGAAGAAGAGAAGAGUAUAAGAGAGUAAACAAUGAGACAAGGAGUAGGUAAAAAAGCAAUAGGGCAAUCAUAUAUGUGUUUAUGUUCUUUAGUUAGUAGUUAUAGACGUUGGUUUGGUAAGUCUGUGAAUCAAAAUCUAGCUUUGGUAAAUCGUAUGUACCUUUUGACUAAAUUUGUUCAAUCUAGUUUUCUUUUAUAAUUGCAUCUCUCUUCAGUUCUAAAUCAAGAAAAUUCUCUCCGAUUGUAGAGUUUAUAUGUAUAGUUUGAUGCUGUCUUCUACCAUUGCACAUUAUUUUUGCCUUGUUACCAUCGUCGGGAAGAGGUCUCUGCAAGAAGAACAAGCGCAGCAGAACAGGUACGAGUAUUUGCAAACCUAGA
This is a messenger RNA of Camelina sativa (false flax), 1782 nucleotides long. NCBI's taxonomy places the organism in Eukaryota, Viridiplantae, Streptophyta, Magnoliopsida, Brassicales, Brassicaceae. The record is from RefSeq and is a predicted model, not a curated record.